Messenger RNA from Ambispora gerdemannii, 180 nucleotides. Lineage: Eukaryota; Fungi; Glomeromycota; Glomeromycetes; Archaeosporales; Ambisporaceae. The record is from the annotation of a GenBank genome assembly.
AUUCAUCCUAGAAUACUACCGAACCGGAAAGUCACAUGGCAGGAUGUUAAUAACGGCGGCGUAACACGUCUCGAACUCGAAGAAGAACUAGACUACUUCCAAAUAUCAAGUGAACCGCCUUCGGGACUGAAUAUAUUCACAUUCGAAAAAGCCACCGAAAUAUUGGAUGAUCUCAUAUAA